This is a messenger RNA of Nycticebus coucang (slow loris), 589 nucleotides long. Its product is annotated as protein yippee-like 2. The coding region runs from base 63 to 422 and encodes 119 amino acids. The record is from RefSeq and is a predicted model, not a curated record. The transcript has a single exon. Lineage: Eukaryota; Metazoa; Chordata; Mammalia; Primates; Lorisidae.
ACCCGUCCUGUGGGAGUGCCUCGUGGGCUGCCCCAGAGUUCACCCCACCAUCAGCGGCGCCAAUGGUGAAGAUGACAAGAUCCAAGACUUGCCAGGCGUACCUGCCCUCUUGCCACCGGACCUACAGCUGCAUUCACUGCAGAGCUCAUUUGGCCAAUCAUGAUGAACUAAUUUCCAAGUCGUUCCAAGGAAGUCAAGGACGAGCAUACCUCUUUAACUCAGUGGUUAAUGUGGGCUGUGGCCCUGCAGAGGAGCGUGUGUUGCUCACAGGACUGCAUGCAGUUGCAGACAUUUACUGUGAAAACUGCAAAACUACGCUGGGCUGGAAAUAUGAACAUGCUUUUGAAAGCAGCCAGAAAUAUAAAGAAGGCAAAUACAUCAUUGAACUAGCACACAUGAUCAAGGACAAUGGCUGGGACUGAUCGCACAGCAUCCGCCCAAUCCAGUGUCCGUGUGAACGCCAUCCAACUGAACCUUCUACCCAAGCGUGAGAGAGUGACUGAACACUUGGUUCCAUCCAUGUAGGGGCCUUGCCAUCGGGGGCUUCCUCCCGCCCUGACACCAUCUUUCUGGUGACCGGCCUCUAAAU